This is a messenger RNA of Eruca vesicaria subsp. sativa (arugula), 665 nucleotides long. NCBI's taxonomy places the organism in Eukaryota, Viridiplantae, Streptophyta, Magnoliopsida, Brassicales, Brassicaceae. The record is from the annotation of a GenBank genome assembly.
AAACAAACAAAAUCACACUUCACUCACUACCCAAAGAAGAGAUGGCGACGUCGGGAACAUAUGUGACGGAGGUUCCACUGAAAGGUUCAGCGGAGAAACACUACAAGCGAUGGAAGAAUGAGAACCACCUCUUUCCUGACGCCAUAGGACACCAUAUUCAAGGUGUUGCCCUCCACGAAGGCGAUUGGGACUCUCAUGGAUCCAUCAAGAUUUGGAACUACACAUGCGAUGGGAAACAGGAAGUGUUCAAGGAGAAGAGAGAGCAUGACGACGAGAAAAUGGCGGUAACGCUCAGAGGACUCGAAGGUCACGUGAUGGAGCAGCUUAAGGUGUAUGAUGUAACCUUUCAGUUCAUUCAGAAAUCACCUGAUGACAUCGUUUGCAAAAUCACUCUAGUCUGGGAGAAGCGAAACGAUGACUCGCCUGAGCCUAUCAAUUACAUGAAGUUGAACAAGAGAAUCGCUGCUGACAUGGACAACCAUGUUCUCAAAGCAUAAAAUUAUAACCUACUGUGUGUAUGGUAUGUCUUGGUGUGGUGUUUUCAAUAUAAUAAAUGGGGCUCCUGUAUGGCUUCAGUAAUUUCUGUUACUGUUUGGGUUUUCUAUAAUAUGCGCUUUGUAUGUCGUUAAUUAUCGCUCCUUGUUAAUGAAUGGUUUUAGCUGUGA